UUAAUUUUUAACUUUAACGGCAAAAAGAAAAGAACUAAAACUAUGAAAUUGAUUGCUACUAUGUAUAGUUUUUAUCCCCAUAUUAUCAAACAACAAGAUCUUAGGUCUUGUAAGCAAAGAGCCUGAGACAAACUACUUUCUGCACCAUUGUGUUUUGUACUCAGUUUCUUCUUGUCUUUUGGGGGUUCACUCUGAUAUAGAACAAUGUCAUCAACAAUAAGCGAAAGUAGGAGAGCCAGAGAGGCUUCAAGAAAUGGGAUUGUUCGCCGUAUGGUAAGCCUUCCUCGGAACUUACUAGGUGGACUUUCAAGAGCAAUGGGACAUGGUGUGGACCUUAUGGGACUAGGAGGAAGAAGAAAUCACUCUCUGCCAUCAAAUUUCCCACUCUCAUAUCCACAGGAAUCCUUUCUUCAUCCUCAAGAAUUGAGUUUCCUAGAAGUGUUCGAGCAGAAAUUUGGUCCCCAACAUCCAUUUUUCUGUGCUGUCAAUUUUAUGGAAGCCCUGAAGAUAGCAGAGAAUGAAAACAAAUUCUUGUUCAUGUACCUCCACUCCCCUGAACAUCCUUUCACACCCUCUUUCUGUAGGGAUACCCUCUGUUCAGACUUGGUAGUUCAGUAUCUUGCUGCAAACUUUGUUUCAUGGGGAGGAUUUGCAGAUAGAGAGGAGGGUUUGCAAAUGGCUGCAACUUUAAGGCCCGGUAGCUUCCCAUUCUGUGCUGUUAUAGCUCCUGCUCCUGGUGAUAACAUAGCAGUUCUACAACAGGUGGAAGGGCCUGUUUCACCAGCUGAGCUGGUGGAGAUUCUGCAAAGAACAGUGGAAGAACAAGGUUUGGCUUUUAGCAAUUUAAGAGCCAAACAGGCAGAAAAGAUAAGAGCAGAUAGACAGUUACGCGAGGAACAAGAUGCAGCCUAUUUUGCAGCUCUUCAGAUAGACAAGAAAAAGGAAAAACUCAAGACUUUGUCUCCAAAAGAGAGGGUGGUUCAUAAACCAAUAGAAGCUCCAAGUAAAGCAAACCAUGAGAAGCUUAGGAAUAUGAACAAUUCUUCAAAGAAACAGUAUGAUAAAGUGAAAGACGCUUCCACUAUGAGAGAAACCCAAUUCAAGGAAGUUUCAAAUAAGGGGAAUCCUCAAGCUACCCAGAUUUUGAUAAGGUUUCCAAAUGGGGAAAGAAGAGAGCAAAGCUUUGAAUGCACAGACAAAGUCCAGUCAAUAUACAGAUUCAUUGAUUCAUUAGGUUUACCAUCUGUUGGAAACUAUAGACUGAUUUCAAGCUUCCCAAAAAAAAUAUAUGGAGUGGACCAAAUGGGUCAGACCCUCAAGGAUGCUGGUCUGCACCCAAGUUCAAGCCUGUUCCUUGAACCUCUGUGACAAUACCAAAUAUAUACCACGGCUAUAUACAUAUAUAUAUAUAUAUAUCAAGAAAAGCACCACCAAAACCAUGUUUUAAGACAAACCAUGUUCUAAGACCAUGCAAAAUAGGUCAUUUCAGAUUAGUUUACAAUUUCUUUGAGCUGAAUAUUAGAUCUAAAUUUGUAAUUUUUGAUAACAUAUUCAAAGGUGACUGUUACUAGUUACAGUUGCAGAAUAUAAAAAUGUAUUGUAAUUGAAUUAUAUGCUUUAACAUAGUCUACCAGGAAAGUGCUAUUUAUAUUA
Messenger RNA from Ziziphus jujuba (common jujube), 1653 nucleotides. Its product is annotated as plant UBX domain-containing protein 10. Gene Ontology annotation, cellular component: endoplasmic reticulum. The coding region runs from base 205 to 1368 and encodes 387 amino acids. The record is from RefSeq and is a predicted model, not a curated record. The transcript has 4 exons. Gene Ontology annotation, molecular function: ubiquitin binding. NCBI's taxonomy places the organism in Eukaryota, Viridiplantae, Streptophyta, Magnoliopsida, Rosales, Rhamnaceae.